Molecule: messenger RNA, 524 nt
Organism: Molossus molossus (Pallas's mastiff bat)
Lineage: Eukaryota; Metazoa; Chordata; Mammalia; Chiroptera; Molossidae
Gene: TXNDC17
Product: thioredoxin domain containing 17
Exons: 4
Coding region: 59-430 (123 amino acids)
Cellular component (GO): cytosol
Molecular function (GO): protein-disulfide reductase [NAD(P)H] activity
Source: RefSeq, a predicted model, not a curated record
GCCCCCAAAGCUGCGCAACCCCUAGACUCCCCCGGCCGGUCCACGUUGCGCUCUCCUGAUGGCCCUUUUCCAAGAGGUAUGUGUGUCCGGCUUCGAGGACUUCAGCCGGGCUGUGGAGCAGCACAAAGACAAGGCCAUUUUCGCCUACUUUACCGGUUCUAAGGACGCCGAAGGGAAAAGCUGGUGCCCCGACUGCGUGGAGGCUGAACCAGUCGUACGAGAGGGGCUGAAGCAUAUUUGUAAAGAAUGUGUGUUCAUCUACUGCCAAGUAGGAGAAAAACCUUACUGGAAAGAUCCAAAUAAUGACUUCAGAAAAAACUUGAAAAUAACUGCAGUGCCUACACUACUUAAAUAUGGAACACCUCAAAAACUGGUAGAAUCUGAAUGUCUUCAGGCCAACCUCGUGGAGAUGUUGUUCUCUGAAGAUUAAGAUUUGACCAUUGUGUCUUGAUUUCCUGAUUUGCUCUAGUAUAAAAGAAAUUGCAUACUUGCUUUGAAUUCAUGUUAGGCAUAAAUAAAUGAUG